AUGCAUCAUGAGCAAAUUUGCGGGGAUCCAAAGUGUAAAUAUUCGGCAAAAGAUUUAAAAGAUUUAGAAAAUCACAGUCUCGUUCACAUAGGACCGAAAUUAUUUCAAUGUCCGGAAUGUCCAUACUACGCAAAAACAAACACGAUAAUAAAAAGGCAUUUUUUAAUACACGCAGACGAAAGAACUUUUCCGUGUCCGCAUUGUCCAUUUAAAGGAAGAUUAAAAUCACAUUUGAAACGUCAUUUGAGACUACACACGGGUGCUAAACCUUACAAGUGUCCUCAUUGUUCUUAUUCUUGUAACAUAUUGGUAAAUAUUUUUCAUUUUAUUAUUAUUAUUAUUUAUCACGCGUUCGACGCGUCAGAUUUUAUGAAAAACGAAAAUUUAAGGAAACACGUAUUAAACACGAGAAUACACCCGGGUAAAAAACUCUACGAAUGUAAAUUGUGCACAUACGAUACGAACGUGUCAAAAGAAUUUAAAUCUCACUUGUCGGAAAAUCACAAAAACGAUUAUCGCGCCAAUGAAACCGUGGCUGCAGCUGGGAUUUAUAUAAGAGACGAAGAUGAUUUCAACGUAACGAAUCCGAUUUGUAAAAAAUCGUCAAAAGAAAAAAUAAAAACGAUCGCAAAAAAAUUCAAUCCGAUAGCACCGAAACCGUUCGAAGAUGGUAAAAAAAUUAUUAAAAAUGGCGGAACAUCAUUGGAAGACAAGAGAAAAAUAUUAGAAAUGGAAUUGGAAAAACUUAAAAAACAAAUCAAACCGAAGGAUAAAAAAUGUUUACGUUCGUAUCCGUCGCCGAUUGAAAAAGAUUUCAAAUUAAAAAUGGCGGCGGGUAAAAUGGAAAAAGUUGUCGAUUGCGAUUUAUAUAUUAACGACACGUUAAUUAAUAAAUACGAAAAGACUGAAUCCAAAGAAACCAAAGAAACAACUACGACGACGACAGAAGAAUACAAUAAUAUACUUUUAAUAAACGUUUUAUCAAAUUCAUCAUUAUCAUCUCGAUCCGGUGAAGAAUGUUCGUCUAAAAUCGACAGCAACAGCAUCACCACCGCCAUCACCACCACCACAAGCCCCCCACCAAGCGAACAAAUAAAAUUUUCACCGUCUUACGUUUUAUACGAAAAUUCUUUACAAUCGACUGAUACUCAAUUUUACGUAUUAGAAGACUAA
This is a messenger RNA of Pediculus humanus corporis (human body louse), 1173 nucleotides long. Its product is annotated as zinc finger protein, putative. The transcript has 5 exons. The record is from RefSeq and is a predicted model, not a curated record. The coding region runs from base 1 to 1173 and encodes 390 amino acids. Gene Ontology annotation, biological process: regulation of transcription by RNA polymerase II. Gene Ontology annotation, cellular component: nucleus. Gene Ontology annotation, molecular function: RNA polymerase II transcription regulatory region sequence-specific DNA binding; DNA-binding transcription factor activity, RNA polymerase II-specific. Lineage: Eukaryota; Metazoa; Arthropoda; Insecta; Psocodea; Pediculidae.